This is a messenger RNA of Oncorhynchus keta (chum salmon), 2512 nucleotides long. RefSeq names its product PE-PGRS family protein PE_PGRS5-like. The record is from RefSeq and is a predicted model, not a curated record. The annotation marks the transcript as partial. NCBI's taxonomy places the organism in Eukaryota, Metazoa, Chordata, Actinopteri, Salmoniformes, Salmonidae. The transcript has 4 exons.
AGCUGAUGGGGCUAAUGGGGAUAACGGAGCUAACGGGGAUAAUGGAGAUAACGGAGCUGAUGGGGCUAACGGGGGGAUAACGGAGCUAACGGAGCUGAUGGGGCUAACGGGGAUAACGGAGCUGAUGGGGCUAACGGGGAUAAUGGAGCUAACGGAGCUGAUGGGGCUAAUGGGGAUAACGGCUGAUGGGGCUAACGGGGAUAAUGGAGCUAACGGAGCUGAUGGGGCUAACGGGGAUAACGGAGCUAACGGAGCUGAUGGGGCUAAUGGGGAUAACGGAGCUGAUGGGGCUAACAGGGAUAACGGAGCUAACGGAGGUGCUGGGGCUAACGGAGAUAACGGAGCUAAUGGUGUUGAGGAGGUUAACGGGGAUAACGGAGCUGAUGGGGCUAACGGGGAUAACGGAGCUGAUGGGGCUAACGGGGAUAACGGAGCUGAUGGGGCUAACGGGGAUAAUGGAGAUAACGGAGCUGAUGGGGCUAACGGAGCUAACGGAGCUAACGGAGCUGAUGGGGAUAACGGGGAUAACGGAGCUAACAGGGAUAAAGAUACAGCCAAGCGACUGAGGACCACAGCAGCUGUCUUGGAACAUAGCCCAGUCACUAACCCAGUGACUCUGACAGCCCAAGCCCCCAGGGGUGCUAAAACCAGACUGUACACUCUCCGGCAGACUUUAAUAAAUAACGGAGCUAACAGGCAUAACGGGGCUAACGGAGCUGAUGGGGCUAAUGGGGAUAACGGAACUAACAGGGAUAACGGAGCUAACGGGGAUAACGGAGCUGAUGGGGCUAACGGGGAUAACGGAGCUGAUGGGGCUAACGGGGAUAACGGAGCUGAUGGGGUUAACGGGGAUAACGGAACUAACGGAGCUAACGGGGGUAACGGAACUAACAGGGAUAAUGGAGCUAACGGAGCUGAUGGGGAUAACGGGGAUAAAGGAGCUGAUGGGGCUAACGGGGAUAAUGGAGCUAACGGAGCUGAUGGGGCUAACGGGGAUAAUGGAGCUAACGGAGCUGAUGGGGCUAACGGGGAUAACGGAACUAACAGGGAUAACGGAGCUGAUGGGGAUAACGGGGAUAACGGAGCUGAUGGGGAUAACGGGGAUAACGGAGCUGAUGGGGCUAACAGGGAUAACGGAGCUAACGGAGCUGAUGGGGAUAACGGAGAUAAUGGAGCUAACGGAGCUGAUGGGGCUAACGGGGAUAAUGGAGCUAACAGAGCUGAUGGGGCUAACGGGGAUAACGGAGCUGAUGGGGAUAACGGGGAUAAUGGAGCUAACGGAGCUGAUGGGGAUAACGGAGCUAACGGAGCUGAUGGGGCUAACGGGGAUAAUGGAGUUAACGGAGCUGAUGGGGCUAACGGGAUAAUGGAGCUAACGGAGCUUAUGGGGGAUAACGGAGCUAACGGAGCUGAUGGGGCUAACGGGGAUAAUGGAGCUAAAGGAGCUGAUGGGGCUAACGGGGAUAAUGGAGCUAACGGAUCUGAUGGGGCUAACGGGGAUAACGGAGCUAACGGAGGUGCUGGGGCUAAUGGGGAUAAUGGAGCUAACGGAGCUGAUGGGGCUAACGGGGAUAACGGAGCUGAUGGGGCUAACGGGGAUAACGGAGCUGAUGGGGCUAACAGGGAUAACGGAGCUAACGGAGCUGAUGGGGCUAACGGGGAUAACGGAGCUGAUGGGGCUAACGGGGAUAACGGAGCUGAUGGGGCUAACAGGGAUAACGGAGCUAACGGAGCUGAUGGGGAUAACGGGGAUAAUGGAGCUAACGGAGCUGAUGGGGCUAACGGGGAUAAUGGAGCUAACAGAGCUGAUGGGGCUAACGGGGAUAACGGAGCUGAUGGGGAUAACAGGGAUAAUGGAGCUAACGGGCUGAUGGGGAUAACGGAGCUAACGGAGCUGAUGGGGCUAACGGGGAUAAUGGAGGAUAACGGAGCUAACGGAGCUGAUGGGGAUAACGGGGAUAAUGGAGCUAAAGGAGCUGAUGGGGCUAAUGGAGCUAACGGAUCUGAUGGGGCUAACGGGGAUAACGGAGCUAACGGAGGUGCUGGGGCUAAUGGGGAUAAUGGAGCUAACGGAGCUGAUGGGGCUAACGGGGAUAACGGGCUGAUGGGGCUAACGGGGAUAAUGGAGCUAACGGAGCUGAUGGGGCUAACGGGGAUAACGGAGCUAACGGAGCUGAUGGGGCUAAUGGGGAUAACGGAGCUGAUGGGGCUAACAGGGAUAACGGAGCUAACGGAGGUGCUGGGGCUAACGGAGAUAACGGAGCUAAUGGUGUUGAGGAGAUUAAUGGCGAUAACGGAGCUGAUGGGACUAACGGGGAUAACGGAGCUGAUGGGGCUAACGGGGAUAACGGAGCUGAUGGGGCUAACGGGGAUAACGGAGCUGAUGGGGCUAACGGGGAUAAUGGAGAUAACGGAGCUGAUGGGGCUAACGGAGCUAACGGAGCUAACGGAGCUGAUGGGGAUAACGGGGAUAACGGAGCUAACAGGGAUAAAGAUACAGCCAAGCGACUGA